AUGAAUAACAGUUCUGACUAUGUUUGGUCUGAGCUUCAUUGCUCUAAAGAUGCAUUAACUGAUACAUAUGGAUGGUUUAUGCAGUUUUUGCUUGCAGUAUUGGCCUUUACAUGUUUGAUAGGUAAAAGAUUUUGUGAACCACGCUAUGCCAGAAGACCUUGGUUAAUUUGGUUUUAUGAUACAUCUAAACAAGGACUGGGCGCCCUUAUUAUUCAUGCAGCUAAUUUAUGGCUCUCACCACACCUUACAGGAAAUCCCUGUACUUGGUAUAUAGUUAACUUUAUGUUGGACUCAACUUUAGGCUUACUUAUCAUAUGGGCUGGUAUAAGACUUGCCCAGCACUAUGCAAGAAAUUAUGAUAUACCACUUAUUAAUUUCGGAGAAUAUGGAAAGCCUCCUAUGUGCGCUGCUUGGAUAUGCCAGUGUAUUCUUUAUGCUGCUUUAGCGACAUUCGCGAAGUCUGUUCUUGCCUUGGUGCUUCGACUGCCUCCUGUUGUGGCUGUACUAUCAACUCUUCGUCUUUCCCCAGUAUCUGACCCUCGUUUAGAGUUAGCUGUUGUUAUGCUCAUCAUUCCCUUUUUUGUUAAUAUUUUGAUUUUUUGGGUCACUGAUAACUUCCUCAUGUAUCACCCGAGGGGUGUGAGUUCCAAAUUAAAGACCAAAGUGCGUUACCAAUCCAUAAAGAAAGAAAAAUCAGGAUCUGAGGAUGAGGACCAAUCGGCUGAUGAAAGGCUUCUUGGAGCUAGUGUA
Messenger RNA from Iphiclides podalirius (scarce swallowtail), 750 nucleotides. NCBI's taxonomy places the organism in Eukaryota, Metazoa, Arthropoda, Insecta, Lepidoptera, Papilionidae. The record is from the annotation of a GenBank genome assembly.